This is a messenger RNA of Ipomoea triloba (trilobed morning glory), 1366 nucleotides long. RefSeq lists its product as uncharacterized. Bases 179 to 925 code for a protein of 248 amino acids. NCBI's taxonomy places the organism in Eukaryota, Viridiplantae, Streptophyta, Magnoliopsida, Solanales, Convolvulaceae. The record is from RefSeq and is a predicted model, not a curated record. The transcript has 6 exons.
CUUCAAGUUAUUUAUGGCACAGUUUUCUAAACGUGCAGAAAUGGAGAAUCUUUUCAAAAAUCCUUAACCUACUCCUCCUCGGCCACGGCCACGGCCACGGCCACCCCGGCGCACUUUAGAUGCUAAAGCUUUUCUCAUCUGCUCUUUCGUCAUCUUCUUCCUCCGCCCACUCAAGGCCAUGAUUUCCCUCACCACCGCCACUUCUCCGCUUCUCCGCUCAAAUUCUCUGUCCUUAAACCCCUCUCUCAUCCAAUCCCUUAAACCCCUGAACAAACACCAACUCCGCCGCCUCCGGAGAAGCCUUAAUCAGAGAAGAUUCGGAAUUGGCAGGUGUAGGGCGGAGCUGGCGAAUGACGCGCCGAUCGCCGUCGCUAUCGGCGCGUGCAUUCUCAACUCGCUGGUGUUCCCGAUCACUCCCUCGCCGGACGACGAGGAAACUGACUCCGUGAUUGACUCCGCCGAUGCCAGGUUCGCUGUCAUGGGGAUUAUUAGCUUCAUCCCAUAUUUCAAUUGGAUGAGUUGGAUUUUCGCGUGGUUGGAUACGGGGAAGAGGAGAUACGCGGUGUAUGCUAUUGUGUAUUUGGCUCCUUACUUGAGGACGAAUCUGUCACUAUCACCUGAAGAGAGCUGGCUUCCAAUUGCGAGUAUUCUCUUGUGCAUUCUUCAUAUUCAGCUUGAAGCCAGUAUAAAAGAUGGAGACAUCCAGGGAUUGCGGUUCUUCAGUGAGGCUAGAAAGCAUCUAUCAACAUUCACUAGCAAAACCGAUAGCACAAUAUAUGAAGAGGAGAUAACGCCCGAUCAUAAAAACUUACCUUCGGCACAAUGGAGAGAUAAUAAACUUAAGUGGAGAGUCCCCGAAAAACCUUCUAAAGAUCCCGAGCACUCGGAUAAAGAUGGGGAGGACCCCACGGGAAGGAAACACUAGGAGGUAGGAGUGUUCUCGAAAAUCAGAUUGGAACAUGCCGUACAACUAAGGUUUGCUAUACUAUGAAGCCAUUUGCCGAUCUUUGUAAGCUGAUGAGUGAUUGUUCCAGUUAUGGACGGUUUACUUCAGGUUGAAUACUCGAGAUGAUGUGAUUUAGCUCGCAAGUUAGAACACCAAAUGCCAUAUUACAAAGACAAGGAUCGAAGCAAACAUUUCUUUUUUUUUUCCGUUGUCAUCUAAGGUAUUUUGUUUGCGACUGUGAUUUAAUUACAGUAUUAUUUUUCUUCUUUUAUUUCUAAGUGCUAUGAAUGUAACCUUGAACAACUGCACUUCUAUAGUUCUAUAUGUUCUGGUGCACUUGGUUCAGAUUAUGUGAGCUUGUGCUUUCAUGUGGAGUCAAAGAAAUUUAAAAUGCUGUAGAGUGGCUAUGGUUGUCUUUGA